This is a messenger RNA of Salmo salar (Atlantic salmon), 4120 nucleotides long. It is a transcript of the gene samtor, whose product is annotated as S-adenosylmethionine sensor upstream of mTORC1. Gene Ontology annotation, biological process: negative regulation of TORC1 signaling. NCBI's taxonomy places the organism in Eukaryota, Metazoa, Chordata, Actinopteri, Salmoniformes, Salmonidae. The record is from RefSeq and is a predicted model, not a curated record.
GGCUAGUGGAUCGGAUGCGCGGAGGCCGACACCGGUAGCUAGCUAGUAGCUAGAUAGUAGCUAGAUGUGAAGGAGGAGAAGUGUCGUAGGACUAUGGACCCGGUGAACAAUGCUGAGACAGGAGAGACAGAAACCGAACUGGAGCCGUGCUACGUUCUCAUUCCGAAAGAAACGCGGUGCAAGAAGAAGGAGCAGGAAAAACUGUCCGGAGUCGUCAAGAACGUCCAUAGAAAACUGCGAAGAAAAUACCGAGAAGUGGGUGAUUUUGAGAAGAUCUGGCGAGAGCACUGUGAAGAUGAACAGACUCUGAGUGAAUACGCCCUGGCUAUGAGGAACCUGGCUGACAACCACUGGGCCAAGACCUGCGAGGGAGAGGGACGCAUCGAGUGGUGUCGCAGUGUUUGCCAGGAGUAUUUUCAGGAUGGUGGGAUGAAAAGAAUGUUGGAGAAGGAUGAGAAGAGUGCCAGGCUUGCCAUGGCCAUGUCGGCCACAGCUCUGAGUGACCAGCCCUAUAGCUCCUCUAUCCCCAGGUCCGUCCCCCAGCUUGGUAAAAUGCGGCUGCUGGACGUUGGCAGCUGUUUUAACCCCUUCCUGAAGUUUGACGAGUUCCUCACAGUCGGUAUUGACAUAGUGCCUGCGGUCGAGAGUGUAUACAAGUGUGACUUCCUCAACCUCCAGCUCCAGCAGCCUCUGCAACUGGCUGGUGACACAGUGGAAGCCUUCCUGAGACAGCUGCGUAGCCCCAUUGACGCCCUGCCCGCCCAGCUCUUCCACGUUGUGGUCUUCUCCCUGCUCCUCUCCUACUUCCCCUCGCCUUACCAACGCUGGAUCUGCUGCAAGAAGGCCCACGAGCUGCUGGAACUGCACGGCCUGCUGCUCAUCAUCACCCCAGACUCCUCUCACCAGAACCGCCACACCUUCAUGAUGCGCAGCUGGCGCGUGGCGGUGGAGUCGCUUGGCUUCAGGCGCUGCAAGUACAUCAAGUUCUCCCACAUGCACCUCAUCGCCUUCCGCAAGGUGUCCCUGGCCACCACCAGCGACCUGGUCAGCCGUAACUACCCCGAGAUGCUCUACAUCCCUCAGGACUUCCAAUCCCCCGAGGAGGAGGACUACACCGACGUGCCAGUUCAGGCGCGCUCUGACUUUGAGGAUGACCAGCUGGCAUGGGGCUUCAUGGAGCUGCCCGACACGCCAUAUGACUCGGAUAGCGGAGAGAGCCAGAGCAGCUCUGUGCCCUUCCUACAUGAGCUGGAGGACCCCAUUCUACUGCAGAGCUGAGCUAGACCAGCUAAAACCCUACUAGCUAGUCUCUUCUUUUUUACCAGUUCCAAUUCGAUCCCUACCACUCCUCUUGGCCAUAACCCUUCAAUGUUUGCAGAUCUGUAACGUGGAAGCAAUAUGGGUGACGCUUUAACGCCACACUGCUUAUACCUAUCCAGAGCCUUCAGACAUGCAACAUCGAGUGGUUAGGCCCAAGGGGGAGGGAUACAGUCUGUCUGUACCCAACUGCUGCGCUACCAAAUGAACCUGCUGCAUUCUUCUCUCACUCCUCUUCCUUAACUAAACAAUGCAGUUUGCACAGAGUGAAAGAAAAAGACGUUUACAGAAGUCAGUUGUUUAUUUUUUCGAUAUCUUCGAUGGUUAGUCACUCAACACAAUACACACACACACUUCAGUAAAUAAGGUAGUUUAAAAAAAAAUAAGAACUUGGUAGCUGAAUACCCUCAUGAUAGACUGAGAGUAAUUCUGCCCCUUGUUUUUUAUCCCAUCUUUGAUCUCACUCUCUACUAACAGAAGAAAAGCAAUCUUUACUCCUUCAAAGGCUUUAUCUUAGUAGUUAAACAGUGAAUGUGCUUCAGUGCCAGCAAGCCGCUGACUUUAAAUCCCUCUUAAAUGGACUGAUACCACAGAGGUUUGUCACGUUUGGUUGGAGUGGAGCGACUGAGAUGUUAGUCAGGUGAGGCUAGACUUUCUCUAAUUCUUGGUGUGCAUUUUAAUUUUCAAAAAAAAAAAAUACGAAAAAUACAUUGUACUCUCAGCCAAAAUGUUUUGAUUUGUUCCCUUUUGAACACUGGUCUUGUCCAACACCAUGUGUGAAAAUGGUGUUUUAAUUCUGCAUUUUUUUUGGCUGAUUUCAUGGCUCUUUUACAAUAGAUUUGUAGCAUUUUUAGAAGUUUAAGAUAGGUGUAUGUAAUUACUUUUACUAAUGUGAAACUGUUAACCGUGUUUUUUUCAUUGUGUAACAUGGUACGAGUUGUGAAAUAGUCAUUGCUCUCUUUUCUGUGCUGGUGUGAAGAAACUGGUUUUAAUCAAUGUUAAUUUACCUUCUAUGUUGUAACCCAGAAGAUUUAGCAUUUUUUGUCAUUACAUCCUUAUUUGUAAUCACUUUUAUUUUUUUAUUUUUUACUGUAACAAUAUUUAGGCUACAUUAUCAGAUCAAUAAUAGGUCUGGAUUAAUGUCUUUGCUUCUUUUAUAGGUAGCUGGUAGCUUCUCUGGGUACUGGUAACAUAUUCCGAAAAAGAAGACUGCCCACACUCUGUCGACGUGUCCUUGAGCAAGGCACUUAACCCUAAUUUACUCCAGGGGCACCGUACUAUUAUGGCUGACCCUUUUAAAACAACACAUUUCACUGCACCUAUCCGGUGUAUGUGGCGAUAAAACACAUCUUAUUAUGUCCACUGAAGUGAAACAGGUCGACCAAGAGACCAGCUCUAGCUGUCAAUUGCUGUUCAUCUCUCUUCCUAUACUCUACGUCGUAUCUGAGGACAGUAACAUUUGCCUUUAGCAUUUUUACAUUUUUGUCAUUUAGCAGAUGCUCUUAUCCAGAGCGACUUACAGUAGGUAGUAAGUGCAUAAAUUUUUUUACACUUUUUUCAUACUGGUCCCCCGUGGGAAUCAAACCCAUAACCCUGGCGCUGCAAGCGCCACUCUCUACCAACAGCUACAUGGGACUAGCAUUAGUCAUUUCUGAAUUAAAAAAUAGUAAUUGUUUUUGUAUUUACUUUUUCCAUUUAUGGGUUGCUAGUAUAGGUGUAGUAUCAACAAGUACUGAGUCAUUCGUUGCAUCAGUAAGUACAUUUGACUAUCGCUUUACACAUGCAAGUACUAAAUGUGUACUCUGCUUAAGUUUUAACUCCAAACAAUUCAAAAUGAUCUUGUUAUGAGCGCUCAUACAAUUCCAAAUGAUUCACCUCAAUGAGGUUUUGCACUAAUACCCUGCUGUCUCAUUAGUCAUGCAACUUCUGAUCCCAUCAAAGUGCAUUUUAGCAAUAGCCAGGUGUAUCCUGAAAGUACUGUAUCUUAUGGGGAAUGGUAUUUAUGUUCCCCUUUUUAGUGUGGAUGUGUGUUUGUCGUAAUGUACUUGUCUGUGGCACUUUACUUCAUAAAUAGUAGAUGAAUCUCUCAGCUGCAAUGAGUCAUGUGAUUCCUGUCAUGGGGGAUUUAGGAUUAUGUCUCCCAAAUGCCAUCCUAUUCUUUAUGGGCCUUGCUCGAAACUAGUGCACUAUAUGGGGAAUAGGGUGCCAUUUGGGAUACAAACACAAACAACCAUAGUCUUAUUAGUAUAAACAGUAUGAUGUACAUCAGGAUACCUGAAAUCCUAAAGGUGCCUUCUUACUUAUCGCCAGUAAUGUUUUUGCAAUCCUGAUUCUCAUGCCAUACUGAGUUGGAAAACUCACACUUCACUUGGCAGCAUACAACGGGCCUCGUUUGCCAAAUGUUUAUGUGCAACUGUCCAAAUGAGCUACCUACUACCAUCUACCACUGCAAAGUAUCAUUGCGUCAAUGUUUUACCGGAAGAACAAUGUAUUUUGUUUAAAUUUGUCAUUUUUCAUUAAUAAUUACAUUGCGUUCAACUUGCUCUAAAUCUGUUAACUUUCUGGUCAGUUCAUGUUUGGUGUACUUUCAACUAUUUCUCUUUAGUAACAGAAAAUACAUUAAUCAUUAUAGUUCAUUUUCUUGAGCGUUGUCAAUUGUACCAGUUAGCAUUUAGGGAUACAUCUCAUGUCUUCCAAGAUUUUAAGUCCAUUACUUGCAUGAAUAGCUUAAUUUUCAGUAUUAAGGAUUUCGACAACGUGUGCAUUUCUUUUCUUCUCUCUUUUAUAAAUGAAUGGAAAUGCA